UUGGAGGUGAGAAUAUAUUUUUCUCUGAAAGGCUUGGUCAAGAUUGUAAUUUUAAAGUUAUACAGACAAGAAGACAAGGAGGAUCUAUAGAUGUGUAUGAAUUUCACAUCAUCGUCUGCCCUUUUCCGUUCUACUUAUUAUAGAAAAACAAAAUCAAAUCCAGAGAUAGAAAAAGCCUACGAUUCUUGAAACUUCCACUCGAAUUCUUCCUCAAUUCGAUGAACCUAUCCAAUCCAAAACCCUAAACCAUUGAAAUACCCCAAUGACAAACGGCGCAACAUCGCCGACGGCGACGGCGGAAGCUGAGCAAGUCCCACUGGUUUCUCCAACCAGCUCACGGUCGGUGACGGAGACGGUGAACGGAUCGCACCGGUUCGUGAUCCAGGGAUACAGCUUAGCGAAAGGGAUUGGCGUGGGGAAGCACAUUGCCAGCGACAAUUUCACUGUGGGCGGCUACCAGUGGGCUAUUUACUUUUACCCCGACGGCAAAAACCCAGAAGAUAAUUCCACUUACGUCUCCGUUUUCAUUGCAUUGGCUAGCGAAGGCACCGAUGUUAGGGCGCUUUUCGAGCUGACGCUUGUGGAUCAGAGCGGUAAAGGCAAGCAUAAGGUUCAUAGCCAUUUCGAUCGGUCCCUUGAGAGUGGGCCUUAUACCCUCAAAUAUCGUGGUAGUAUGUGGGGGUACAAGCGUUUUUUCAGACGAGCGUUACUUGAAACAUCAGAUUACAUCAAGGAUGAUUGCUUGAAAAUAAAUUGUACAGUUGGAGUUGUCGUUUCAGCAAUAGAUUGUUCACGAUUACACUCAAUUCAGGUGCCAGAGUCUAAUAUAGGACACAAUUUUGAUUGGCUGGAAAAUAUGCAAGGUUCAGACAUUACAUUUGAUGUGGCUGGGGAAAAAUCAUGCCAUAAAUUGGUAUUAGCUGCUCGAUCCCCUGUUUUUCGAUCUGAAUUUUUUGAUGGGAUGGAUGAAGAAAAGCAAGAGUCAUCACCCAAUCUUGAUCCAAAGGUUUUUAAGGCCUUGUUGCACUUUAUAUACAGAGACACUCUUUCAGAAGAUGUGGAGAGUGUUGGUCUACCUUCUCCUGUGUCAUCAAUAUCUGAAACACUAAUAGCAAAAUUGUUAGCAGCAGCAGAUGGGUAUGGUGUGGAGAGACUGAAAUUAAGUGGUGAAUCCCAUCUCUGCAAUAUAUCUGUAAACUCUGUUGCCAAAAUUCCUUUGGCUGACCAAUAUCAUGCUUCGGAGUUAAAAGCUGUUGUCUCAGAUUUUGCUGCUGAAAAUCUUGCAGCUGUCAUGCGUACGGAUGGCUUUGAAUACCUAAAAGAGAACUGCCCUUCACUUCAGUCAGAGCUCCUGAAGACAGUUGCAGGUUGUGAUGAGGAUCAUAGCAGUGGUGGAAAAUCUCGGAGUGUGUGGGCACAACUUUCAGAUGGUGAUACCAAUGGCAGGAGGGUCAGGCAAAGAACCUGAUCUCAAGAUUGUUGUCUUGUAAAUUGGUGUGAUAAUAUCCUGCUCAAUGGCCCAUUUGAACACCUGAUUGGUUGGUUUCCCAGCACCAAAAAAAGAAAUUAACAAAAAAAAAGAAGCGAUGAUGUCAAAAAAGAAAAAAAAAAAAAAACCCUGAAGCAGAGGCAGAAACCAGAAGCACUGCCAACUUGUAGAGGAGUAAAAUAGAUGUUAUAAAUUUGUGGGUUUAUUCUAAAUGUCUGCUAAUUGUUGGAAGCAGGUGAAAGGCAAGACAUGGCCCUGGUGAUCCGUUUACUGCGUCGCUAACAAAUUUUGCCAUUUCCAGGUGGAAAAUUGUUAAUCUUAACUUAUUCAUUUUUCCUUUGUGUCUUCUGUUGCUCUCCUUGUGGAUUGGCCGAGAUUUGCAUCGUUAGUUGAGUAGGCAGGCAGUUUGAGGACCGGCUAGAAAAAUCAAUUUUCUAGUUAUGUUUGGCCCCUGGUUUGCUCAAGAUGGUAAGGAUGGAUGGACCCGAAAUACGAGUUGCUAAUGAGUCGAUCGUGUGGUUAAAUUGGAUUCUUCAGUGAAGCGGCGGAUUCUAGAGGCAAACGUGGGUAUGCGUAUGCUAGAGUAGUUCCCACUGCAUAUUCUGUCAGAGUGAGUCAGGAAGGUUGCCACAAAAACAUUUAUCUUUUUGCAAUAUUUCACUUUCGUCAAUGCUGUAUUUACUUUUUGGGUGUCCAAAUGUGAAUAUAUUAAUGAAUAAUACCUUGGCCAA
Molecule: messenger RNA, 2220 nt
Organism: Theobroma umbraticum
Lineage: Eukaryota; Viridiplantae; Streptophyta; Magnoliopsida; Malvales; Malvaceae
Gene: BPM5
Product: BTB-POZ and MATH domain 5
Biological process (GO): protein ubiquitination
Molecular function (GO): protein binding
Source: RefSeq, a predicted model, not a curated record